Paramecium tetraurelia is the source of this 2523-nucleotide messenger RNA. RefSeq lists its product as uncharacterized. The transcript is spliced from 4 exons. The record is from RefSeq and is a predicted model, not a curated record. Lineage: Eukaryota; Ciliophora; Oligohymenophorea; Peniculida; Parameciidae.
AUGAAAAAGGGAGCAAAGAAAUAAAAUAAAAGAGAAUCUGAACUUUAACAAAUUGAAGAAAUCAAAUUGGUUGAAAUUUAUGGUAAUAAUAAACUAAUUGUAGAAUGUAUGAAUGAUCCAGACAUUGAAUAAUCAGGUGUGAUAAUCAAACUAGAAGAUUUAUUACUUGAAAGCCCAUAAGGAGUUUUACUUAGUUUUGUGUCUUUUUAUUUAAAGUUGGUUGGAAUGGAUCAUUGCAAUCAAUAUUUGAAAGGAUUGAGUCUUGUCAAUGUCAAUUUGGAAGAAAUAAUUAAUAAAUUGGAAUCACUCUAACUUGAAAAUUAGUCCAAUUUAAUUGAUGAAUAAUAAUGCUAAUAAAUUGAAAAUAAUAAAGUCUUAAAACAAUUUUUUGAUACCCUAUUUUCAACCUAGACGUAAUUGCCCUUCUAAUGUGAGGGGUUUUUCAGAUAUACCUAUAACUGGCUUACAACUAUCUCCUAAACUAAGUUUAGAACUGCGAGAUUGGCUGCUUUGGAGGUCAUAGAUUUAGUAAUUAAUUCGAUAUCCCAUUUCUUAGAAUUUAUAAAAGAUGAGCAGGAAUUGAAAGAAGCAACUAAAUUUAUUAAUAAUAUUUUCGAAUAUUUAGUAACUAAUAGAACUUAGGAUGUGUAAACUUUAAUUAAGAGAAAAGCAAUUCAAAUUUUAUUCCAUUCCUUUUUGAAUCCAGAUAUUCCUACAGACCCCUAUUAUAGUUACUUAGGGUGUUUAUUUUUAAGUGAAAAUCAUGAAUGCAGGGAAUCCGCUUUGAAUGAAUUAGAAAAAAUCUAAAAGUCUUUGAUUGAAAGCAAAAAAUCUAUAUAACCAAUAAUUGAUUUUCUGUAAGAAGAAUAAGAGGCUGUCAUAAGCUUAAUAUUCGAUCCCAAUGAGAGUGUUCAACUAAAAUUGAUCAAUUUCUUAAAGAUGUUUUCAAAAAAUACAAAUGUAGUGAGUAACUUUUUUAAAACCAAGACUUGUUAAGCCUUCAUUAGAAUAUUAUUUGCAAAAAAUCUUAGAGUGAGAUAUGAAUCUUCUUUUUUACUGCAUUUAUUUGAAAAACCAAUUAAAAGUGUCAUAAAAUUGACUGAAUUUUACUUGACUUAUGCACCUUUUGAAAUUCAAAGCUAUGAGGAAUGCUAAAAUUUUAUAUUUUCUUUUGUUCAUAGUCAUCCAUUUGUCUGCUUGCCUGAAUAAUACUCUCAGUUUUUUGAAGGGGAUUAAUAAGAAUAAUUCUAGAUUAUGGGUUUCUAUUUUUAUGCAUCGAUACUAUCAUAUCAAAAUACUUAAACGAAAUUCUGGUGGUUAGAAGUGAAGGAUGAAGAAACCCAGUUCACCGAUCAAUUUACUAGUUACUUUUUGAGUAAAGUUAAGUCCUCAAUCGAUUUGAUUGAUGAGAAUUUGCUAUUUCCUUAUCUACACAUCUAUUAAAACUUAAACUCUAAAUCAAUACCUCUUAAGGAUAUGAAAGCAAUUGUCAUCGGAGUGUAAAAGAUUUUUCAAAAAAGUCAAAAUAUUGGGAUAAUUAAUCAGGUCUGUAAAAUGAUGUUUAUAUAUCAAUAAUAACAAUCAGAUUCAGAAGUGGUUAAAGAUUGUCUAAAGGAAUUAGUUAAGUAUGGAAUAAAGAUUUACAAGGAGAAGUUAAAUUUUUUGAAUCUUUAGAAAAUUGAAUGUUUGAUUAAACAAAACUUAGUCUUUCCAAAAUAAAUUCUAAAUCCAAUUAGUUCCAUUUUUGAAAAUAAAGAUGAAAAAUCAAUCAUCAUAAAUGCUAAUUUAUUGGCCAGUUCACUUCAAAAUUAAAUCAGAAAUCUGUUAAGUUCUAGUAAACCUUAAGAGAAUGAUCAUGAAGCUAAUUACAAAGAAAUAAGGGAUCUAUUUUUUAAUUAUUGCUUCUAAAUUUUAGAAAAUAAAAACAAGGAUCAACAUCAUAUCACUAUUUUACAACUAGUAAUCAAUAAUUUAAUUUAUACUAACAACUUCAAAUUAUAAAGAUUAAACUUAUAGUACUACAUAUCUUCCUAGACAUAUUCAUUAUUGUACAUCCAUUUUCAUAAUUUUGUGCUUUCUGAAUUAUCUAGAUAAGUUAAAUUAGAAAAAGAAAAAUAAAAUGAUUUCAAAAGAAGGAAAAGUCGCCCUUUGAUUGAUAAUUUACCUUAAAUCAGUACUUUAUAAAUGGAAUUAUUCAACAAUUCAAUAAAAUUGAUGAAUCAAUGUCCAUAAAUACUAACAAAUAAAGAAUUUGGCAUUCAAUUCCUAUCUUAUUUAUUUGAUCUCAUGAAAUCCAGUUGUUACUUUAGUGAUUUAAAACCUACAAUUUUAACAUCCAUUUCAUAAUCAUUAUAAAAAGUUAUUGAGAACGAUCAGGGUUCAAAAAAGGAGGAUUUCUGGAAAUUUGUUGUUGACUAUUCCUCAAUUCACUAUUAAUCAUAAAGUGAGGAAAACUUUAAUGAAUUUAUCAAAAUUAUGCAUAAACUCAUACAUUGCGUCUGUUAAUAAAUUAAACGUUAAUGA